UUCCAUUAGGCUGUAACCUGUCGCCCCGCCUACUCCUUUUCAGUCACCUCUCGCGAGAUAGGCCGAGGUUUCCGGUGUUGUGAAUGUCUCCCAGCCGCGCAUCAUGGCGGUCAGCAUCCGCGCCCGCUCCCUCCGGCACCUCAGGCUAAGAGGUCGGAAUGACAGCGGGGAGGAGAACGUUCCUUUAGACCUCACUAGAGAACCAAGUGAUAAUUUGAGAGAGAUUCUACAGAAUGUGGCCAAACUACAUGGAGUCUCUAACAUGCGAAAGUUGGGCCACCUGAACAAUUUUAUUAAGCUUCUAUGCAAUGUUGGCCAUAAUGAAGAAAAACUAGGUUUUAUGUAUGAAGACAUUAUUAUAUGUUUGCGAUUAGCUUUGUUAAAUGAAGCAAAAGAAGUUCGAGCAGCUGGUCUCAGGGCUCUUCGAUAUCUUAUCAGAGAUUCCAGUAUUUUACAAAAGGUGCUAACUUUGAAAGUUGAUUACUUGAUAGCCAGGUGUAUAGAUAUACAACAGAGUAAUGAAGUUGAGCGGACGCAAGCACUUCGGCUAGUCAGAAAGAUGAUUACUGUGAACGCUUCCUUAUUUCCUAGCUCCUUAACCAAUUCCUUGAUAGCAGUUGGAAAUGAUGGCCUUCAGGAGAGGGACAGAAUGGUCCGAGCUUGCAUUGCCAUAUUGUGUGAACUAGCACUUCAGAACCCAGAAGUGGUGGCUCUCAGAGGUGGACUGAGUACCAUCCUGAAAAAUGUGAUUGACUGCCAGCUGAGUCGGAUAAAUGAGGCUCUCAUCACCACCGUUCUGCACCUUCUCAAUCACCCAGACACUCGGCAGUAUGUGCGCGCUGAUGUAGAGUUAGAGCAAAUUCUAGCACCGUACACAGAUUUUCACUACAGACACAAUCCAGACACUGCUGAAGGACAGCUAAAAGAGGACAGAGAAGCCCGAUUCCAAGCAAGCAAACUGGGAAUUGUCGCAGCAUUCAGUUCAUGGGCAGGUAUCAUUAGCUUGUGCAAGCCUGGCAACUCUGGGAUCCAGUCUCUAAUAGGAGUUCUUUGUAUACCAAACAUGGAGAUACGGAGAGGUCUACUUGAGGUACUUUAUGAUAUUUUUCGCCUCUCUGUCCCAGUUGUGACAAAGGAAUUUACAGAAGCCCUUCUGAGUGUUGAUCCAAGUGGGUUUCAGGAUUCUUGGAGGCUUUCUGACGGGUUUGUUGCAGCAGAGGCUAAAACUAUUCUUCCGCACAGAGCACGCUCAAGACCUGAUCUUAUGGACAACUAUUUAGCGCUGGUAUUAUCUGCUUUUAUCACAAAUGGUCUAUUGGAGGGAUUGGUUGAAGUCAUAACCAGCAGUGAUGAUGAUGUGUCUGUCAGAGCAACAAUCAUCCUUGGGGAACUCUUGCACAUAGCAAACACAAUCCUUCCUCAUUCUCACAGUCAUCACUUGUACUGCUUACCGACGCUAAUGAACCUGGCUGCAUCUUUUGACAUCCCAAAGGAGAAGAGACUACGAGCCAGUGCAGCUUUAAAUUGCUUAAAGCGAUUCCAUGAAAUGAAGAAACGAGGCCCUAAACCGUACAGCUUGUACUUGGAUCACAUUGUCCAGAAAGCAGUCACGGCCCACCAGAAAAAGGAUCAACAUCAACGUCUGCAGAAAGAUAUAUUUAUUCUGAAGGACUCUGAAGAGGCGUUGGUGAUGAACCUGAAAGACUGCCAAGUUCUAAAUCAUAAAGAAAACCUUGAGUGGAAUUGGAAUCUUGUUGGGACCAUAUUGAAGUGGCCAAAUGUGAAUUUAAGGAACUGUAAAGAUGAGCAGCUGCACAGGUUUGUUCGGAGACUACUGUAUUUUUACAAGCCCAGCAGCAAGCUCUAUGCCAAUUUAGAUCUGGACUACAGCAAGGCUAAACAACUGACUGUAGUGGGCUGCCAGUUCACGGAGUUCCUUCUGGAAUCCGAAGAAGAUGGGCAAAAUUACCUUGAAGACCUGGUGAAAGACAUUGUGCUGUGGUUGAGCUCGUCGUCAGGAAUGAAAUCAGAACGAAGCUUGCAGAACAAUGGUCUCCUAAACACUCUCAGCCAGCACUACUUUUUGUUUAUUGGUGCUCUGUCCUGUCAUCCGCAUGGUGUCAAAAUGCUGGAGAAAUGCAAUGUAUUUCAGUGUCUUUUGAAUCUCAGCUCCCUGAAAAACCAAGAGCACCUGUUAAAAUUAGCCAUCUCCUGUCUGGAUUACAGCCGAGACGGACUGGCCAGAGUCAUUCUUUCCAAAACCUUGACUGCGUCUGCUGAUAGCUGCCGACUGUAUGCAACAAAGCACUUGCGAGUCCUUCUGAGAGCCAACGUUGAGUUUUUCAGUAACUGGGGGAUUGAGCUACUGGUGACCCAGCUGCAUGAUAAAAGCAAAAAUAUAUCUUCAGAAGCUCUGGACAUCUUGGAUGAGGCCUGUGAAGACAAGGCCAAUCUCCAUGCGCUGAUCCAAAUGAAACCAGCACUCUCUCAUCUUGGGGACAAGGGGCUGCUCCUUCUGCUUAGAUUCAUGUCGAUUCCAAAGGGAUUUUCUUAUUUAAAUGAAAGAGGUUAUGUAACUAAGCAGCUGGAAAAAUGGCAAAAGGAAUACAAUUCCAAAUACGUAGAUUUGAUUGAAGAGCAGUUAAAUGAAGCUCUCACAACUUACCGCAAGCCUGUUGAUGGCGACAACUAUGUUCGGCGUAGCAGUCAGAGACAGCAGCGUCCUCAUGUUUAUUUACCUGUUCAUUUGUAUGGGCAGCUGGUGUACCAUAAGACUGGUAGUCAUCUCCUGGAAGUUCAGAAUGUUGUCCCAGAUCUGAGCUACACUGUCCGAUCGCCAUCAUUAGACAAAUGGGAUGGAAUCAAGCAGCUAAAAGCAGCUCUCUGGGCACUGGGCAACAUUGGGUCUUCGAACUGGGGACUUAAUUUACUUCAAGAGGAGAAUGUGAUCCCGGAUAUUGUAUCUCUAGCUCUGCAUUGUGACGUUCUCUCUAUAAGAGGGACAUGCGUGUACGUUCUUGGCCUGCUCAGCAGAACAAAGCAAGGUUGUGAUAUCCUAAAGCAGCACAACUGGGAUGCAGUACGGCACAGUCGCAGGCAUCUUUGGCCAGUGGUCCCUGAUGAUAUGGAGCAGCUUUGCAAUGAGCUUUCUUCAAUACCAAGCACACUUAGCUUGAAUUCUGAGUCGACCAGUUCUCGACAUAAUAGUGAGAGUGAACCCGCUCUUCCCAGUAUGUUCAUCAUCGAGGAUGAGCGCUUUGCAAAUUCAUCCACGAACUCAUUUUUUUUCAACGAGGAGCCCGAGCAAACAUUCUACGAUAAACCCUUGAAGGACAAAGACCGCAGUCCGUUCACUCUCCUCGCUCAGAGUAAGUUUGUGAAGAACCGCUUUUUAAAUUCGUUGACCCUUCCGAGUAAGAAACUUCGGAGCAGCAGCAGCAGUAGUGACCCUAAAGGAAACAAGAUUCUUACAGAAAGCAAACAGGGCUUGAGAAGGAACAGAACCAUCACAGACCCUUGCAGUGUUUCAGACUAUAACUCCAUGGACAGCUUAGGCUCCGUCUUCAAAGUUCACAAAGUAAACCCCCGACUAGAGAUAUCGUCUGUCAACAGAAAUGCUGAUGACAUUGGCAGUACCCCCAGUAUUACAGAAAAUGAUCUAAAGCUUCCAAAAUAUUUGGGGAAUGACAUUCAUAGAGACCAUACAAGCAGAGAAAGACUAAUAGGCGAUGGUUCGACCAACACUCACUUUAAGAGCCGCAGCCUAAGUUUCAAUACAGACACCACGACAAGUGGUAUAAGCUCCAUGAGCUCAAGCCCUUCUAGGGAGACUGUGGGAAUUGACACUACAACCCUCGAUACUGAGUGUGGCAGUUUAAGUACAGUAGUAAGCACCAAAACUGUCAAGCCAAGCCACCCGACCAUACUGCAUCUGCCUCUUUCAAAAUCCAACUCUGUAUCUCUGGUACCUCCCGGCUCUGCCCAUACACUUCCCAGGAGAGCACAAUCCCUCAAGGCACCUUCAAUGGCCGCCGUAAAGAAUUUAGCAGACUAUAACUUUAGUUACGCAAGUUCUCGGGACGCUUUUGGUUACGCCACAUUAAAGCGGAUUCGGCAGCAGCGCAUGCAUUCUUCACUGUCGCACUCUGAAGCCUUCGCUUCUCCGGCCAAAGAUGUUCUUUUCACCGAUACAAUAACUAUGAAGACGGGGAGCUUGGACUCUAGACUGACAUCGAGCAGGUUUAUGAAAGCUUUAAGCUAUGCUUCGUUAGACAAGGAGGACUUAUUAAGCCCCAUUAACCAGAAUACACUUCAGCGAUCUUCAUCGGUACGCUCCAUGAUAUCGAACGCCGCUUACGGGAGUUCAGAUGAUUAUAUAGGCCUUGCUCUGCCUGUGGAUAUAAACGACAUGUUUCAGCUGAAGGAAACUCCUUAUUUCCAGAAGACGGUGCCUCCCAGUGAAGAGCGAGCAGCUAAAAUGUUUGCAGCUGAAGUAGGAGGUAUUCAAGGAUCUGGAGUGAGAAGUCCAUACCAGGCCUUGAGGCAGCAGUUCAGCAUUACGGAAAUAAUGAACUCAAGUCGUUCAGACGCCUCCCAGUUUCUAGAGAACACAGAGGACACGGGGCUGCAGGAGCACACAGAUGAUAACUGCCUUUACUGUGUUGGCAUUCAGUUAAUGGGUUACAACCAGUCUAAUCAGUUAAAUGAAUAUAAUCAUUUAGACUUUCCCGACAUUCCACAUUCUGACUGGUGCGCCCAUACUAUGCCCAAUCACUUAGAGGUGGUUUCCCAUUCUUCCAAGUAUUCUGGGAUAUCAGGGUGUAGUGAUGCUGUGUCCCAGGGCUCGGCAAGCGGUGACAAAAGUACAGAGUUAGUUCUAGGUGGUAAGUCAAUUCCUGAAGAUACCCCUGUAUGCAGAAUACUGCUACGGAAAGAGGUCGUAAGACUUGUAAUUAACCUGAGCAGCUCAGUAGGAACAAAAGGCCAUGAAACUGGGCUCUUAACGAUUAAGGAGAAGUUUCCGCAAGCAUUUGAUGACAUUUGCCUUUAUUCUGAGGUCUCCCACUUAUUAGCCCAUUGCACAUUUCGGCUCCCUUCCCGGAGAUUUAUUCAGGAGCUCUUUCAAGAUGUUCAGUUUCAGAUUAUGCAUGAAGAGGCAGAGGCUCUCCUAGCAGUCCCACCAAAGCCCAUGGUAAUAAGUACAGAACCAGAAUCCUGACCUUCAGUCCACUCGGAAGACUGAAAAUGACUUUGUCUGAUGAAGCAGACGGAGGAGCGCGUCCUGUUAUCCUGGUACCUGCCGGGGGAAGGAGGAGCCUGAACAUAGACACAACCUUGCUUCUCCAGUAUACAGUAUAUAUCUAUAUCUAUGUAUGCAAGAGCCAAGCACUGAAACGCCUGCACCCGUUCACCUGUAAAUAACCAUGCAAAAAACCUCUUGGACAGGAAAUUCUGACUCCUUCGCUGUUUUCUGUGAUCAGCGUGAUGCCUUCUCUACGGACAGAUGGGAACUUCCCUGCAUGUCCCUUCCAGUCAGCGGACACUUGCCAUGUUGUAUAGGGGCAGCUCAGGGACAAAGACCCUGUCAUGUAUUUACAAAACACUACUUGGAAAUAAUGUAUUUGGUCUUGUUUUUAUAGCACGUCGAAUGCACCUGCAGCCUCCUUCCCUUUGCCUAUAAUAACCAUUGCCACUGCAUUUCUAGACUCCCAGCCAUAUAUAUCUCACAUGUAUAUAUAUAUGUGUGUGUGCGUGAAACCUAUUAUUUUAUUGCUGUUGCGCAUUGUGUGCUCUUGUUUGAAUCCCACUCUGAUCCCUCUCCUGUUCAACUAAUAGAGUUCUUCUAAAGUUGGCCAUACACGGGCCGAUAAAAGCUGCCAACAGACCCAGGUGUAGGGCCCUCCAACUGACUUCCCCGAUCAAUAUCUGUAGGACAGGAGUAAAAAUCCCAUCAUAUCACAGACUGCAUCCAUACAUUACGAUCUGAUCGUUGGGCCCUUGGUCCCACGAUUGAAUCAGCCUGAUAUUGCCCACCUCAAGGUGGACGUAUCGGGGAAGAUCCCAAACGAGUGGAUCUCUGUGUAUGGCCACCUUUACUCUUCCCAUGCAUCAUUUAGGCCAUCUUCUGGCCAAACUGGAAGCUUGCAACAGCCAUGAUACAUUUCAGUUCUAAAGUUGGCCAUACAUGGACCAAUAAAAGCUGCAACUUAUUGGCCCAUGAGUAGGGCCCUCCGACGGGCUUCCCAGAUAAAUAUUUGGUCGAGAGUCGGACAGGAGAGUCAGAUCGCAGACCGCAUCCAUACAUUAAGAUCUGAUCUUUGGGCCCUAGGGCCCACGAUCGAAUCAGCCUGACGGGCGAUAUCGGGGAAAGAUCCCAAACGAGUGGAUCUAUAUGUGUAAGGCCACCUUCACUCUUCUCAUGCAUCAUUUAGGCAAUGUCUAAUACAGCUCCAUCUUCUGGCCAAACUGGAAGCUUGCAACAGCCAUAAUACAUUUCAGUUCUAAAGGCGGCCAUCCACUGUUAGAACCGCUCAUUUGGUAAGGUCGCCAAACGAGCGGAUCUUAACCCGAUAUGACCACUAACGGCAGGACGAUAUUGGGUUAAUCAGAACAUUUGGCCUUAGAGCAAAACGAUCAGAUUACAACGAAGCACAUGGACACCGAUGGGUCGUAGAACCGCAUCAACUAGACGAUGUGGUCCUCGAUCGAAGGAAAUACUCAAACCUCCCAGAUCGAUAUCAGGCUGAUUUUUGACCUGAUUUCGAUCAGGGAGACCCGUCUAAAGGACCGAUAUCGGCAGCUUUAAUCUGCCCGUGUAUGUCCACCUUAAGGCAUGGGUCUCAUGGCAAUCAAGCUAGAUGGUCAUCUUGCACAUUCCACGAUAAAAGACAAUCUCAACAUUUAAUAAUGAGACUAAUUAAUACAAUUUAAGAUUGCUAUGAGCAUACAGAGCAACCCAAAGCCACCCCCUUCCCAUUAAAGCAAGUAUUUUUUUUUUUUAGUUUUU
Molecule: messenger RNA, 7006 nt
Organism: Xenopus laevis (African clawed frog)
Lineage: Eukaryota; Metazoa; Chordata; Amphibia; Anura; Pipidae
Gene: rictor.S
Product: RPTOR independent companion of MTOR, complex 2 S homeolog
Exons: 38
Coding region: 104-5218 (1704 amino acids)
Biological process (GO): TOR signaling; positive regulation of phosphatidylinositol 3-kinase/protein kinase B signal transduction; TORC2 signaling
Cellular component (GO): TORC2 complex
Molecular function (GO): protein serine/threonine kinase activator activity
Source: RefSeq, a predicted model, not a curated record